Messenger RNA from Theileria orientalis strain Shintoku, 1545 nucleotides. RefSeq lists its product as hypothetical. The record is from RefSeq and is a predicted model, not a curated record. Lineage: Eukaryota; Apicomplexa; Aconoidasida; Piroplasmida; Theileriidae. Bases 1 to 1545 code for a protein of 514 amino acids. The transcript has 8 exons.
AUGGAAUCAAUAAUUGACGAUUAUGAUUCUAUCAAUCUAGAGUUAGAAGAGGAUUCCACAUUUGAAUUUGGUAUCGUAAAUACAUAUAAUUUGCCUGAAAAUUGCAACCUUAUACAUAAAAAAGAAGAUGACAUAUAUUUCUCAUCAAGAAAUGUAUUAUAUAAACUUAUAGCAGAUAAUAAAUAUGGACAGAAGAAGUUGAGGGAAAGGAUAAUAGGAUUCCUGCCACUCGGUUCAGAAUACCCACUGUUGGCUCUGAUAUGUAAGACGCUGAAGUGUUUUAAGCUGCAAAUAAACAACAACCACUUGAUUCUGGAGAAGUACAAGGGGAGGUGUGACGCCAGUGUCCUGUAUCUGGGUUUGGCAGAGGAAAGCAUGGCAGUAUGCGUAUACAAGACGGAGGAAGUGGUAAAGUACUGUACAAUAGGAAUAGAGGACACGAACAUGAUGCUGUUGCGCAAGGAAAUUCUGUCGAAAGAUGUAAAAGUAAAGUUUGACUCGUCGCUGUAUAUGAACUGUUACCUGCUAUCGAGUGAACACGGAUACACAGUUUUUAAACUAAAUAGACUUAACGGUUCAUUAGAGCCUUCAGUAGCAACAGUAGGCAGGUUGGAGUCAAAGUUAGAGCGGAAUCACACAUCUGAAAAGGUUGUAGAAGUGGAGGAGGGCCUAAAAUACAAACUUGUAAAAUAUGAACUAGAGGCAGUUAAAGAUACCAAGGGGCCUAGAUUGGUGAAGCUGAUUAAUAAUAAUAUAUUGUGUUUUGUAAGACUGAGUAAGGAAGACUUGAUAAUCAGUUUCCACGAAAUUAAUAUAAAAGGGGCGUUUAAAACAAUUAAAUUGAAUACACACGGAUUAAAACAAACACACACGGAUUCAACAAGGGAUAUGCAGUAUUAUAGAGGAGUUUUCAAUGUCCUGAUUGAGUCUGAGGAUUCAAGAUAUAGUGUAUUGUCGUUCUCAGAGGAGAUGCCGACGGAAACAAUAUCAUACCAUGAUCCAUACACACAGAUGCCAACGACAAAAGAGCUUGAAAGGUUAAUAGAAACCUCGGAAAUAGUUAUCACGAGAAAACUGGUGGACUACCUGAUAUCGAAUAAAGCUAAAUCGUGCUGUAAGAAGAUUUUGAAGUGCGUACACAUACCAGAGGCAGACGCAGUGAGAAUACUGAAGAAUGACAUAUCGCUACUGGAGGACUUUAUGCUAUACACGAGGUGUUCGGAGAGUGAACUGAAAAGAGCAUUGAAAAGUGAAAUGGACUCAAUAACAUUUAAAAAAAUCCUGCAUAAACUGCUGGAAAUGAUGGAAAGAUACUAUAACAAAAGGAUAAUAAAGAUGAUCAACGUAAUGUUGGACGCAAAAGUAGUGGAAGUGGAGGAGUUUGACGAAAACAUACUGGAAGGACUGCAGAACAUGGUGGAGGGAUGCCAGAAGGAACAGAUGGACCUGCAGAGCCUGCUGAGCUUCACAAACACACUGCUAGACAGUAAGAUCAAGGCGAACACGAACCCGCUGAUAACAUCAGUGGAAAUAUCACUGGAAUAA